Molecule: messenger RNA, 4254 nt
Organism: Peromyscus maniculatus bairdii (prairie deer mouse)
Lineage: Eukaryota; Metazoa; Chordata; Mammalia; Rodentia; Cricetidae
Source: RefSeq, a predicted model, not a curated record
UAAAAGGGAGAUGAGAACCCAGCUACAGAUAGCAGCGGCAACCAACUAACUGUAUGAGGCCAGGAAGAAGCCAUCUGCCGACCCAGGAUAGAGGCCCCAGGAGAAACCAAACCUGUCAACACCUGAUCUUCAACGUCCAGCCUCCGGAACAAAGACAAAACAGAUUUCUGUCGUUUACAACCCCACCCCAGCCUGUUGGAUUUUAUUGUGGCAACCCAAAUUAAUGAAUACACCCUCCUUCCUUCCAUCCCAGCAGGGCUGAAUGGGGAGUGGGGGAAGGGCACUUGGCCUUGGGGACCCAGAUCUGACUACAGUGCAGGGCCUGGAAUCCUGGCCCAACUGGUCUCUCCACCUGCAGCUUCUCCUCCCCGCCGCUGUGGAUAGCAUUUAUUUAUCCUGAGCACGGGGGUAUUGAUUUCCCACAGAAACACCUGUGGCUCCCCUGCUCCACCUACCUAGCAGGAGCUGAACAAACAUCUUGGCUGGGCACCCAGCGAGCUUUCAGUUAUGGCCUAAGUCAGGGUUUCUCAGACAUUCGCGCCCAGAAGAAUUGCCUGAAGGGCCAAUUCUUGAACUUCACCCCCAAAAGCCCUCUUCAGUAGGUCCGGGGUGGAGGCCCCACAAUUCACCUUCCCGGCAGACUUCUAGGUGAGGAGAUCUGGUGAAGUAGCCCCGCCAGAUCCCUCAGCCCAGGCCCCGGACUCGCUCUCCCCCGUGCCAGGAACUACUUACUCUUCUGCACCCCGUGCACUUGACAUUCUGUCUACCCUGGUCCUGCCAGGAACUCCCUGCUGCCAAGUCUGACCCCAUGGUUAGAUCAGGAAACCUCCCAAGUUAGGCUAAAGUUGAGAAGUUAUGCUAUUUUUAAAGGGGAAGCUUUACUGGAAUCUGUACCAGGCCUGGAGGCCUCUCCUAAAACACAGCUAUCUAAGCCCAGGCUCAAACACAAGGAAGGCCCUGCCACGGUCACCCUCUUGACCCACGGGUGACCGAAGUGGGGGAGGGGUUCUGGGAGAAGAAAUGACUUGUGGAUGGACACAGAGCAGAGGCUGUGUUCCCAACUAGCCCAGGCUGCUCUAUCCGAGCCCAAGAGAACCCUCCUCUCCCUGCCCUUUACUCACUCCACUUUCUUGUGACCCCAGCUGGUCCCUGGCAUUUGCAGCUAAUGAUGAAAUGGUCUCAAGGGACCCUACAGCUUGAAAGAAAAGGAGUCGGGAACGAGAAAGGAAUGAGAGCAGGCGGAGCCAGGAAGCUGGGGGCGGGGCCUCUCGAGGAACCUGCACACGUGUACCACCUCCGUUCCUUCCUCUGAGGCGCUGUAGACCCUGGUGAGCCCUCGCUGAAAUGAGCCAGCCCCAGGCUUCCCUUUGAAAUGGCCAAGUGCUUCCGACACAGAUGGCUUAGUUAGCUGGUCCGUGAGUCAGUGCUCGCUACCCGCCCCUGGACACGGAGUUUGGGCUAGCAGACCGGGUCCAGCCAAAGCUGCUGCUGUGUACCACCAGGGCAGGGGACGGAGGGGUGGGGUGCGCUGAUGCGAGCCCUAGAGGUGGGCCACUGCCCUUUCCAGGUCUGUUCCAAGAAGCAUUAGGAUUCCACAGGGAACAGGUGAGACUAAGAGCUUGCGCAGCUGUUGCAGAGGCUGAAGACCCUGCCUGGGGAAAGGUGCGUUAAUUCAGUGGGGGACGCAGCUUCUGGAAUCAAGAUCGGCAGCUGGGGUGGAGUUGCCCUGCCUGCUCCCAUGUCAGCUGAUGAACACCUGGACCCGAUUCCUGACAGCUUCAUCCUGCAGCCGCCGGUCUUCCACCCGGUGGUUCCCUAUGUCACAACGAUUUUUGGUGGCCUGUAUGCAGGCAAGAUGGUCAUGCUGCAGGGUGUGGUCCCCCUACGUGCACGGAGGUUUCAGGUGGACUUCCAGUGCGGGUGCUGCCUGCAUCCUCGGCCAGAUAUUGCCUUCCACUUCAACCCUCGCCUCUACACCGUCAAACCCCACGUCAUCUGCAACACCCUCCAAGGCGGACUCUGGCAAAAAGAGGUCCGGUGGCCCGGUGUCGCCCUGCAGAGAGGCGCGAGCUUCCUCAUCCUCUUUCUCUUUGAGAACGAAGAGGUGAAGGUGAGUGUAAAUGGACAACAUUUUCUUCACUACCGCUACCGGCUCCCACUGUCACGUGUGGACACCCUGGGCAUAUUUGGUGACAUUUUGGUGAAGGCUGUUGGAUUCCUGAAUACCAAUCCAUUUGUGGAGGGUAACAGAGAGUAUCCAGUUGGCUAUCCCUUCCUGCUGUCUAGCCCCAGGCUGGAGGUGCCCUGCUCACGCACUCUUCCUCGGGGUCUCUGGCCCGGGCAAGUCAUUGUAGUUCGAGGAUUGGUCUUACAAGAGCCGAAAGAUUUCACCCUGAGCCUGAGGGAUGGGGCCACCCAUGUUCCUGUGACACUCAGAGCUUCCUUCACAGACAGAACACUGGCCUGGGUCUCCUCCUGGGGACGAAAGAAGCUGAUCUCAGCCCCCUUCCUCUUUUACCCCCAGCGUUUCUUUGAGGUACUGCUCCUGUGCCAGGAGGGAGGGCUGAAGCUGGCACUCAAUGGGCAGGGGCUGGGGGCCACCAGCCUGGACCAGAAAGCCCUGGAGCAGCUACGGGAGCUCAGGAUCAGUGGAAGUGUCCAUCUCUACUGUGUCCACUACUAAGGAGGGCCCCAAGGGCACCCCAAUCAGAGAAGAGGAAGGGCAGCUACAGCCAGGGCUCCACAGUACAGCCUCACCCUGCCGUCCUCACUGGACCACUGACCUGUCAUCACUGUGCAGGCCUAGUUCACAUCACAAGCUCGAGUCUGCAAGAGCAUCAGGGCCCCAUGGCUAGCGAAGGCUUACAGCUCUGUGCCUCCUCUAUCAGGAGCUUGGUGGCUCUAUCUUCCUAGACUAUACUCAGGGGGGACAAAUGUUAUAACCUCACAAAGACACACACGCGCACACACACUUAUUGCAUUUUAAUCAAUUCUGAAAACAAGGGCCCAGGUCAGUGUGGUGUCUCUGCACUCCUCUUCAGCAUCCAAACUCUGUCUUGGCCCUCAUUCCACCACUCCAUGGGGCCAUGUGGCUGAAACCCUAUCCUGGCCCAGCCACUGAGAAGGCAAAUAGAGUAUGAGAAGAUGAGCCCCAGGCCUAUGAUCAACACAUACCGUCUACACUCACAUUUCCAUCUAUACUUGAAGUCUUUGCCCAAAGUGACAAACACCACAGUUGCUUGCAUAGUUUUGGCCAAAGCAAAAUAGCCACAUCCCAGAAAAACACACUGAUAAUGGGACCACAUUUUAGGUACCCAACCAUGUAAACAACAGUAAUCUCUCCUAAGAUUAUAAUAUAGUCUAGGUGGGUCAGAGACAAUGCCAUCUAUGUUUGUAUAAUAUACUCCGUGAUGUUCACACAGUGGCAAGAUGGUCGAAUGAUGAAUUUCUCAGAAUUUCUCCCUGUCAUAAAAUGAUACAUGACUGUAUUUAGCAGAGCAAGUAGACCAGGAAAAAAAGGAAGACUGUGGAGGGUUUGAUUUGGUCUACUCCUGGAAGUAAAAUCUGGGUUCACCUCAGAGUGGACUUCCAACUUGAUCUCUUGGAAAUGUUUCUGUAAUCCCAUCUGCAUGCCCAUAGCUGUAUCAAGUCACUGGGUGGAGGAUGCUGAUGAAGGAUUCGCCAUUUAUAACUUUAUACUCUAAGCAGAGAGCCAUUUUCUUCCCUCAUCCAUGUACCAAGAUUGAGCAUACAUCUAUCAUGAAAAAAAAAAAAAACUCAAUAAAUACCAGGGGGAGGAGCUUUUACUGCCAAUGUGCCUUUAUCAUAAUCCAGGGAAACUAGAAGUCGGAGAAAAAGAUGGCUGGAAGAUAACUCUUAGACACCAAGGCCCUGGAUUCUGGGAAGAAUCUGGGUCAAAGAAGAGAUGGCAGGUUGGUAGGUUGAGGUAGAGAGUGUGCAGCUUUCAUGGCAAAAAACAAAGGGAGGGCAACAAGCCACUUAGCCAGGAGCAAAGCCUGUGGCUGCUUACAUACCUUGACGGCUUUCUUACAGCUUUAAAGUAGACCCUAAAACUCUGUAGAGAAUUUCUUUAUUCUCCAUACAACUUUUCCUCAACUUUCCUCAGCCCUUUAUUAUAUACCACGGUAUUUUUUUUUAAUAAACUUAUUAAGGCCUGAAGAGAUGGCUCAGCAAUAAAGAGCACUAGCUGCUUCUCCAGUGGACCCGGGUACAAUUCUCAGCAUCCACAUGGCA